This is a messenger RNA of Pieris rapae (cabbage white), 779 nucleotides long. RefSeq lists its product as uncharacterized. The coding region runs from base 93 to 587 and encodes 164 amino acids. The record is from RefSeq and is a predicted model, not a curated record. NCBI's taxonomy places the organism in Eukaryota, Metazoa, Arthropoda, Insecta, Lepidoptera, Pieridae. The transcript is spliced from 2 exons.
AGUUUAUCAUGUAUUUUCUAUAUUUUUUAGGAUAACUCAACUCAAUCAUUGUAUUUUAAUAAUAUUUUAACGUGUUUGUGUUUGACAUUGUGAUGGCUGCUCUUGACAGAUUCCGGUGUGACGAUGAGACCGGAGAAAUAGUAAUGUACCAGGUCAAUGAAGAAACUGGGGAACCAUCUCAUCAUAAUAUGCAUAAAAGUAAUCCAGGUCAAGGAAUAAAAUGCCCACGAAAUCAUAUAAAAUUUCCUGGGGGAUAUAUGAGUAAAACAAAAAAAUUUCAAACUCUGAAGGAAAACAUUUUAUCUGGUUCUAACACUGCGAGUCACAGAAUGCUUCUCUCAAUACCUACAUUAAUGAUUUUUCCUAGUCUAGUGUGUGUGAUCUUAGUGAUACUUGAAAUUUUUCUCCAUAUUAGUUGUCACAGAAAGAAUGUUAUGUUAAAAGAUUCUAACCUGUUUUAUCAAAGCCCAUUUCAUGUUGUUACGAGUAUAUUUUGUGGAGUAUGCAGAGAUAGUAAUACAGCCUCAAAAAUAACUGCUCUACAAGACAAAAGGCGCAACCAUUAUAAUUAUUUUACUGGAUCAUAGCAUUCUUUUGGUAAAUAUUACAUAUAAAUUUAAAAUACAGUUAAGGGAAUUUAUGGGUUACUAACCUUUGUUUAUGACUUUAUUCUAAUCAUACUUAUUUGUUAUCAGCCCUGCAUUUAAAUUUUUCCAUCUUUUAUAACUGUUUCAACAAAGCUUAUUUUAUUUUUUUUAUAUUAUAAUUUUUUCAAAAUA